AUUCACUAGUUUAUAUUUAUUAUUCAUAUGAGAGAAUAAGAGAGAUCCCAAAUGGCCAAAUCCCAAUUCCCCACUCAAAUGUUCCAGCACUAACGGAAUUACGGAAUCUCCAAAAGCUUAGCUUCGCUUAAUUUCGUGAAGCCGUGAAGGGGAGAGAGAGAUCAAGGCAAGGAAGACGGGAGAAAAUGGGAGCAGUAAAGAUCUGGAACGGCAUGGAAGGAACAGGGGAAAAUGGAGAAACUUGCUGCUCAGAUAUGCCAUCUUCGUCUCUCACUGUGGAUACAUCUCUCCCUCUGCCUCAACUGAAACCUCGAAUUAUGUUCGUUAUUACUGAUCUCUGCUUGUUUCUGUCUUGUUCUCUUUGUCAGAAGUAUUUUUUUUAGAAGCGCUGUUUUGAUGUCCUUAGCUUGGCAGCUAACUGGAAUCGGCGGUUUUCUUUCUUUCUUUCUUUAUUUCUUCUUCUUCUUCUGUUUUUUUUUUUUUUUAUCUGUUUCGAAUCUGUUGUUCUAUUAUAUAUAAAUUUUCUGUUUCCACGGUCCCUAUAACAUUUCAUUGACUGCUGGAAUUAGCGCUUCUGUGUUCUGCUAUUGUCAUGUUCUCUCUCUCUCUCUUCUCUCUCUCCCUGUAUGUAUGUAUAUAGAUGCAACAACAUGCUACAUGCUUUUGUUGUUUGGCCUUGAUUAUAUAUAAAAUGAUUUUUUUUUUAUUUGUUCUAGUCAUUAUUGUUUAUGGAGAACAUUUUCAUUUUAGCCUUUUCAAGAGAGUUAUUAACGAUUUUUGUCUGGUUUGCUUUCGAUCGAGGGUUGUGUAAAGAUCUAUUCAAGAAGUGGUCGCACUUAGAUGAGUCUCGUUUUUCAGUUGAGACAGUUUCUGGUGGCAUAACGAAUCUCCUGCUCAAGAUAUCUGUGAGAGAAGACAACGGAAGUGAUGUUCCUCUGACAGUUCGCCUAUAUGGUCCAAAUACUGAGUAUGUGAUUGAUCGUGAGCGGGAACUACAGGCAAUUGGGUAUCUCUCGGCUGCAGGAUUUGGUGCUAAGUUGCAUGGAGUGUUUGGAAAUGGCAUGGUGCAAUCUUUCAUCAAUGCUCGUACUCUUUCACCAUCAGAUAUGAGGAAACCAAAGUUGGCUGCUGAAAUUGCAAGGCAACUUCGUAAGUUCCACGAGGUGGAGAUUCCGGGCUCUAAAGAACCUCAACUGUGGAAUGACAUCUUCAAGUUUUUUGAGAAAGCUUCUGUCCUUAAAUUUGAUGAAAUUGAGAAGCAGAGACAAUAUGAUACGAUUUCAUUCAAGGAAGUUCAUGAUGCGAUUGUUGAACUCAAGGGUCUAACAGACGUUUUAGAUGCUCCUGUGGUAUUUGCUCAUAAUGACCUGCUGUCUGGAAAUUUGAUGCUUAAUGAUGAUGAAGAAAAACUUUACUUCAUUGAUUUUGAGUACGGAUCUUACAGCUAUAGAGGCUAUGAUAUUGGGAACCACUUCAAUGAAUAUGCAGGCUUUGAUUGUGACUACAACUUGUAUCCAGAUAAGGAUGAACAGUAUCAUUUCUUUCGGCAUUAUUUACAACCCGAAAACCCUGAGGAGGUAUCAGUCAAAUAUCUUGAAGUUUUAUAUGUUGAGACCACUUCUUUUGCGUUAGCUUCACACUUGUAUUGGGCUCUAUGGGCAUUGAUACAGGCAAAGGUUUCUCCCGUUGAUUUUGAUUAUCUUGGCUACUUCUUCCUGCGCUACAAUGAAUACAAAAAGCAGAAGGAGAAAUACUUCUCACUAGCAAGAUCUUAUCUUGCAGGAUCCAAGACUGAGUGAAUUUUCCAUCUUACAAGCUGUGUUUCUUCAUUAUUGAUGUAAACUUCUGUUGUAGUAUUCGUAAAGAGAGCUCAUUUAGUGAUCUAGAUCUUCUGUUGAGCUUUUCUUGUAAAGUAUCUAAAUCUUUGUAGCUGUAAUCUGUAACUGAGAAGGUUAUGGGGCUUCUGAUUCUUUUUGUUGUAGUUCUGAAUGAUGAUGAUGCUGAAGUUACUGCUUUUGCUAA
Nelumbo nucifera (sacred lotus) is the source of this 2022-nucleotide messenger RNA. RefSeq names its product putative ethanolamine kinase. NCBI's taxonomy places the organism in Eukaryota, Viridiplantae, Streptophyta, Magnoliopsida, Proteales, Nelumbonaceae. Gene Ontology annotation, cellular component: cytoplasm. Gene Ontology annotation, biological process: phosphatidylethanolamine biosynthetic process. Gene Ontology annotation, molecular function: ethanolamine kinase activity. The record is from RefSeq and is a predicted model, not a curated record.